UUCCACGACCUGAAAAACACGAAACGAAAAAAGUUGUUCUUAUUGAGAUCAACGCGAAUCGAUCAGUAAAUCGAAGAUGCAGAUCUUUGUUAAAACUUUGACCGGAAAAACCAUUACUUUAGAGGUUGAACCGAGCGAUACUAUCGAGAAUGUGAAAGCCAAAAUUCAAGACAAAGAAGGUAUCCCACCAGACCAACAACGUCUUAUCUUUGCAGGUAAACAACUUGAAGAUGGUCGAACUCUCAGCGACUACAACAUUCAAAAAGAAUCAACCCUUCACCUUGUGCUUCGACUCCGUGGUGGUAUGCAGAUCUUUGUCAAAACUUUAACUGGAAAAACCAUCACUUUGGAGGUUGAACCGAGCGAUACUAUCGAGAAUGUGAAAGCCAAAAUUCAAGACAAAGAAGGUAUCCCACCAGACCAACAACGUCUUAUCUUUGCAGGUAAACAACUUGAAGAUGGUCGAACUCUCAGCGACUACAACAUUCAAAAAGAAUCAACCCUUCACCUUGUGCUUCGACUCCGUGGUGGUAUGCAGAUCUUUGUCAAAACUUUAACUGGAAAAACCAUCACUUUGGAGGUUGAACCGAGCGAUACUAUCGAGAAUGUGAAAGCCAAAAUUCAAGACAAAGAAGGUAUCCCACCAGACCAACAACGUCUUAUCUUUGCUGGGAAACAACUUGAAGAUGGUCGAACUCUCAGCGACUACAACAUUCAAAAGGAAUCGACUCUUCAUCUUGUGCUUCGACUCCGCGGUGGUAUGCAGAUCUUUGUCAAAACUUUGACUGGAAAGACCAUCACUUUAGAGGUUGAACCGAGUGAUACUAUCGAGAAUGUGAAAGCCAAAAUUCAAGACAAAGAAGGUAUCCCACCAGACCAACAACGUCUUAUCUUUGCAGGAAAACAACUUGAAGAUGGUCGAACUCUCAGCGACUACAACAUUCAAAAAGAAUCAACCCUUCACCUUGUGCUUCGACUCCGCGGUGGUAUGCAGAUCUUUGUCAAAACUUUAACUGGAAAAACCAUCACUUUGGAGGUUGAACCGAGCGAUACUAUCGAGAAUGUGAAAGCCAAAAUUCAAGACAAAGAAGGUAUCCCACCAGACCAACAACGUCUUAUCUUUGCUGGGAAACAACUUGAAGAUGGUCGAACUCUCAGCGACUACAACAUUCAAAAAGAAUCAACCCUUCACCUUGUGCUUCGACUCCGCGGUGGUAUGCAGAUCUUUGUCAAAACUUUAACUGGAAAAACCAUCACUUUGGAGGUUGAACCGAGCGAUACUAUCGAGAAUGUGAAAGCCAAAAUUCAAGACAAAGAAGGUAUCCCACCAGACCAACAACGUCUUAUCUUUGCUGGGAAACAACUUGAAGAUGGUCGAACUCUCAGCGACUACAACAUUCAAAAGGAAUCAACCCUUCAUCUUGUGCUUCGACUCCGUGGUGGAUUAUAGACUUCAUAAAUAUAGAAUUUUACCUUUUUUCUUUCUAAAUAAACUGCGUCCAAAUAAA
Messenger RNA from Hydractinia symbiolongicarpus, 1508 nucleotides. Its product is annotated as polyubiquitin-C-like. Gene Ontology annotation, molecular function: ubiquitin protein ligase binding; protein tag activity. Gene Ontology annotation, cellular component: cytoplasm; nucleus. The transcript has a single exon. NCBI's taxonomy places the organism in Eukaryota, Metazoa, Cnidaria, Hydrozoa, Anthoathecata, Hydractiniidae. Gene Ontology annotation, biological process: modification-dependent protein catabolic process; protein ubiquitination. The record is from RefSeq and is a predicted model, not a curated record. The coding region runs from base 77 to 1450 and encodes 457 amino acids.